AGAAUCGAAACAACAUGGCGUGUGUGGUGUAUACAAAAUGUAAAACGAUGUGGGGUUCCACAUCGAUUUCGGUGUUUUAGUUCGGUCGAAGAAGUGAAAUUCCACCCCGGUCGCGUCGUCGACGCGGCCGCGAGGCGUGCGAGCAUGUGAGUGUGGCCACCGUGGAGUCCCCGCGGCCGGAGGGGCGUGCGGCCGAGCGUGCGGGCGAGCGGGCGAGCGAGCGGCCAAGCGAUUCGGUCCGCUGUCCCCGCUGCCAGUGCACUGUGGACGCAAGCGAGCGAGCGGCUCGACUGCUCGCCUGCUCGCACACACUGUGCUCGGCGUGCGCUCGAGCGCUGUCGGCGAGCGGCGCGCUGCGCUGCCCGCUGUGCCAGUCGCGUACGGCGGGCGACGCAGCGUGCGCGUCGUGCUGGUCGCACGCGCAGGCGCUGCCGCUGCGCGCUGAGCUGCGGCGCCUGGCCACGCGCCGCCGCGACUUCCUGCUCCGGGCACUGGACGCCGCCACCGCACUCAAGCUGCGCCUCGAGGCCGAACUGACCGCGUCCGCUGAUCUCACCGAACGCGCCUCACCUCUUCCUGCAGAGCUGGAGCGACUGCGAGCGUGCCGAGCAGACGCGCUGCUGCAGUGCCGUUUCGACGAUCUCGUCCGCAGCGCGGCGGUGCCGCUCGACUUCGAGAUUCUUCGUCGAGCGUUAUCAGAUCUGAGCGCCGUCGAUUCACCACCGCCGGUAGUCACACCGGACCCCGUGCUAUUCCUGGCCAACUACUGCACGGCCCAGCUGUAUCUGCAGUAUCUCUCGCGGCAUAAAUCGUCGCCGUCGACUCCGCUGGCGCGCGUACCUCACGCGUUCCCUUUGUUUUACUUCAACCUGGAGGUGAACGGUUUGCCGUUCGGGCGUGUUGUAAUUGAGGUGCGGAGCGAUUUGGCACCGCGGAUGGCGCGCAACUUCAAAGUGCUGGCCACUGGGGAGCUCGGCGUGGGGUACCGUGGCUGUUCCGUGUUCCAGUGUUGGGAGAACGAGAGUGUCAUAACGGGCGACUACGAGUUGAACAACGGUCGCGGAGGGCGCUCCGCAUUCGAGGAGAGCUACUUCAUGCCGGACGACACCAAGAUGGCGGCGGUGCGCGGCUCGGUGGGCAUGCGACGCUCGCAGAAACGCCACGACAACUUAGGCCUUGUGGGAUCUCAAUUCCGCAUCGUGCUGCGAGAGAUGCGCGGCUUUACCGCCAUCUUUGCGUGUGUAGUUGAAGGUCUCGAAAUAGUGGAUCGGCUGAGUCGCACGGGCGACAGCUCCGGCAAGCCACAGAGCACCAUCCUCAUCGCUAGCUGUGGAAAACUGAAUUGACGCAUCCUAGACCUUUCUCUCAUUCAUAACCAGCAUAUUAGUCCUCUAUAGACCCUCUCUCGCGACUCUGGACAUUUUUAUACUUAAACGGCGGACCAACGCUACUUUUCGUCUACAAAUCUUACUCGAACUUUGUGCUAUUUUUAUAGAUAUAGAAAUUUUGAUGUAUUUACGCGUUAUUUCUAAGUUCGUCAGCUUCAGCUUCUGUAUCCGUUUUCCCGUGUCACUAACAAUUCCUUAUCGGCGUCUUGUCGCGUGCGUGUCCUCUGUGUUAUAUAUGUAAUUGUGUUAGUGCCGGCCCAACAGGGAUACCGCGGAAAUGCCGGUUGUUCUAAGUGCGUUAGUAGUGGCUUAAUGUGUUCGUAUCGUCAACGAGCAGCGGGCCUGUUCUAUGCGAGCGUUCCGAGAUAUGCGUUUAUGUUUGUUAUUAGCACUUUCGGGAACAGCGCAGCGAGGAAUCAUUCGGAAUCUGAUUCUGUAUUUUGUUAUGCAAUUUAAAGUUAAGCAACUAAUCGUAACGUUUCGAUCUGUGUCAAUAUAAAUGUUAAAUGUUAUAUAGAAUAUAUAAUGCCGGUGUUACGAGCCGCGGCUCCACUUGGCUUCGUGUAGUAAAACGAAAUGUUAUAGAUAUAUAUUUACGGCGGUUACACGAUUGAUAAAUAUAUUUACAAACAAAUGUUACCUCUCGUAGGCGCGAUAUAAGAGUUUAUAAUGCGAAAGUAAAUUAUUCCCGUAGUUACGUCACGCUCUCCAAUGAGGGGUUGCCCAACGAGGGCGGCGUCACUUUGGAAUGGGGUGAAAUAUUUGAUACAUGUCAUAGCGGGAAAGUUAAUUUGUUAGGGAAAUGUAAGUUCCUUCUGUAAUAUUAGUUAUACUUUAUAUUAAUUGGAUUAGAAAUUAAUAACCCAAACUACGUAUAUUUCUAUAAGUAGCAAAAAUUAAAAAAUAACUUUAAAAUAUGCAAAAAAUUAAAGAGCAAACCACCGAGGUAUUGUUUUGAGUAUAAAUAUAAUACUCUAGAAACUGAUAAGCUUUUAUUUAAGAGUAAUUUCUCAAUUAAAUGACAUUGUGUAACAAAAAAUUCACCUCAGUCUUUAGUGGCGACAUCUGGUGAGCGGAAGAUUACUAGCCCUCAUUACUGAGCGUAUACAAGACUGUGAUGAUAAGGGUAGGUGGUGGGGCACGGCCCCGAUCAGUGCCUGUCGCUUGCGUGCGUGCCCCGCUGCAGCAGGACGGCAUGCAGUGGGGUUGACUCGGAGUAUACACCUCGUUUAGCUUACCUGACUCGCGUAUUCACUUGUUGAGAUUAUUUUCUGUGUUCGACCGAAGGUCGAUUUCUGGGCCAAAGCCGAAACCGAAGGCUUCAAAACCCUAAGAAACUCAGUUAAAGAAUUGCUAAAUUAGCAAUAUAAAUAAUUUUAUUUAUUUUCUUAAUUUUAACCUAAUUUAAUUAUAUUGACUGUGUAAUAUAAAAAAGUAAUUUGAAUCAUCUCUAGGAUUUGAUCUAGAGAUGAUAAAAAAUGCGUCGUCAAGUUCAUUGCGCUCUUGCUUGUUGUAACAGUUCGUUCAAUUUCGACGCUUGCUACAAAUCUUUGGCUUUGCCCAAAACUUCGGCCCGUUUUGACCGAGGCCGAAGGUUUCGCCGAAGCUUCGGUCGGACACUAUUUAUUUUUUUACAAAAUUUAUGUCGCGAGGCCCGCGCGAUUGCUGUUGUGUACAUUAAUAUAUAGGUACCUAAAUAUACUGCGAUGUAGUAGUUAUCAUUUUUUCGAUAUAGUAUAUAAGUGAUCGUGGUGAUGCGGGGGCCGAGCCCCCGUUUGUUAAAUAAAUGUAUGAGCAUAUUGCAAUGUCCAGUGCGAAACGUGAUAAAUAAAUAUAUGAAGCAUC
This is a messenger RNA of Parnassius mnemosyne (clouded apollo), 3233 nucleotides long. The record is from the annotation of a GenBank genome assembly. NCBI's taxonomy places the organism in Eukaryota, Metazoa, Arthropoda, Insecta, Lepidoptera, Papilionidae.